Vicia faba (fava bean) is the source of this 960-nucleotide messenger RNA. NCBI's taxonomy places the organism in Eukaryota, Viridiplantae, Streptophyta, Magnoliopsida, Fabales, Fabaceae. The record is from the annotation of a GenBank genome assembly.
AUGGCAUCAGCAAAUAGCAUCAUCUCCAUAUCCUCUGCUUCAUUGUUGAAUCGAACUCCUCAAUCAAAAGCAACAUCACUAAUUAGCCUCCUAAUACACAACCAAGAUCAUGAACAACGUUGUACUUCAAAAUCCUCUUUCACCACCGCUCUUAAGAUAUCAACUCCAACAACCACAAGGCGUAGGUUGAGUUGCUCAGCCUCAGUUUCUGAAGCUUCAACGCUGCCCUCUGCUCUUCUUUUUGACUGCGAUGGAGUUCUUGUUGACACUGAGAAAGAUGGCCACCGCAUUUCUUUCAAUGACACCUUCCAAGAGAAAGAACUCGGAGUUACAUGGGAUGUGGAAUUGUAUGGUGAAUUGCUCAAAAUCGGAGGCGGAAAAGAAAGAAUGACAGCGUACUUUAAUAAGACGGGCUGGCCAGCGAACGCUCCGACAGGUGAACAAGAAAGGAAAGAUUUCAUAGCUUCACUUCACAAGCGAAAGACAGAGUUGUUCAUGGUGCUUAUUGAGAAAAAACUGUUGCCUCUUCGCCCAGGUGUUGCAAAGCUUAUUGAUCAGGCUUUAACUCAAGGAGUCAAUGUUGCAGUUUGCAGUACUUCCAAUGAGAAGGCGGUCUCUGCUAUAGUAUCGUUUUUACUGGGACCUGAGCGAGCAGAAAAAAUCCAGAUAUUUGCAGGAGACGUAGUUCCUCGCAAAAAGCCUGAUCCGGCCAUUUAUUUAUUAGCAGCCAGUACUCUCGGUGUCGAACCUUCAAGAUGUGUCGUGGUCGAAGACAGUGCCAUAGGCCUAGCAGCUGCUAAAGGAGCUGGGAUGAAGUGUAUAGUAACAAAGAGCGGAUAUACAGCAGAUGAAGAUUUCCUGAAUGCAGAUGCUGUAUUCGACUUCAUUGGUGAUCCUCCUGAGGAGAGAUUCGAUUUAGCAUUUUGUGGUAACCUUCUUGAGAAGCAAUUUGUCAGCUAG